Molecule: messenger RNA, 5702 nt
Organism: Nomia melanderi (Alkali bee)
Lineage: Eukaryota; Metazoa; Arthropoda; Insecta; Hymenoptera; Halictidae
Product: leucine-rich repeat, immunoglobulin-like domain and transmembrane domain-containing protein 2
Cellular component (GO): plasma membrane
Molecular function (GO): protein binding
Source: RefSeq, a predicted model, not a curated record
AACGAAACGGGAACGGAACGGGACGGGAGGAACAGUCGCGGAAGGGUAUCGUCGUUUCCGGAAAUUCGGAAUGGACGCCGGAAUGUCCGCGAGGGAUUUUCUCGGAGGGGCGAAAGUAUUCCGCGAUCAUUGAUGCUUCUGACGAAGCUGGGAGCCUCGAGCGAGAUUGUCGGGGAGGACGUCGCUUCUCGGAACCACCGUAAGGACCACCGUUCGACAAUAAUACACGCGUUCGUCAUGGAAAUCUCGGUGUUCUUAUUUUACGUGAUGACGUUGCUCGGCAUUGUGACGAGCGACAAGUGCGCCGAUGAGUGUUCCUGCAAGUGGAAGAGCGGGAAGCGCACGGUCGAGUGUAUAAAUCGUGCGCUGACUGGCAUACCGGAGUGGGUCGAUCCGGAGACGCAAGUGCUGGACGCCAGCGGCAACCAUAUCCGGAUCUUGCCGAGCAAUAUCUUCGUACGCGUACGCUUGACGAAUCUACAGCGUCUCUACCUACGCGAGUGCCGUAUCGACCGAAUCGAUAGCGAGGCACUGGCGGGCCUUACGAAUCUGGUGGAGCUCGAUUUAAGUCACAACUUAUUAACCGUAGUCCCCAGCGCCAGUUUCACGAACACACCGUUCCUCAGGGACCUCGUGCUAUCCGGCAAUCCUCUGAAAAGGAUUCACUCGCUCGCGUUCAAGAGCACGCCUAACCUGGUCAAGCUCGAUCUCUCUCACGCGCAGCUGGUCGAGAUAGAGGCGAAAGGAUUCUGGGGCCUGGAGCUGCUGGAAAGCUUGAAGCUGAACAACAACCAGUUGUCCACGCUUUACAAGGGCACCUUCGAGCCUCUGAACAAGCUCACCAGCAUAGAGCUCCACGACAAUCCCUGGAUCUGCAACUGUAGCCUGCGCGAGAUGAAAAUGUGGCUGGUCAAACACAACCUGCCAACGCUUCAGGCUCCCUUGUGCCACGGACCUAAACAACUGCUGAACCACACGUUCACCGAUCUGGGGAUAGACGAUUUCGCGUGUCGGCCGAUCCUCAUGAUGGCCAGCCGGUACGCGGAAGCGACGAUAGGCGAGAACGCCACUAUCGUCUGUCUAGUGAGCGCGAUACCACCGGCUAAGAUGAAGUGGUACUCGAACGGCAGGCUGUUGACCAAUCACUCAGCCUUCAGCAGCUACCAGAAGAUCCUAAUCUUCGAAGAGGGCCAGUUCAAGAAAAGGAGCACGCUGGUGCUGACUAACGCCCAGGAAGCCAACACCAGUGAGUUCUACUGCGUCGCCGAGAACCGCGCCGGCAGCGUCGAAGCGAACUUUACGCUUCACGUGUCGUUGAGAACCGCUGGCAUGUCUACGCUCGGCUCCGGCCAGAUCGCGGGAAUCUCUGCCGCGCUGGUCGUCUUGAUUCUCCUGAUUCUCCUCGUAAUCCUCGUCUUGUUCAUCCGUCUGAGGAGGAUGCCGCUGAAAGACGUCAAGUCCUCUGUACCCGCGGAAGGCGUGUCGGUGGACGGCAGCACCGGGAACAACGAGAACCCAGCGAUAUCGAGCUCCCGCAGGAAGCUCGACGAAAUAGAGACCACGUCGUUCGGUGUGGAGUCGAAGCCGCCGGUGUCUCUCAGCCUCAGCUACGUCCAGAGACCCCAGCCAGCGUCGUUGCAGCCGGAGAACGAGUACGGCUCGAUCGGCCGUUUCGACGAGCAGAGUCAGCACCCUUCGGAGAUGGUCGCGCCGGCCGCGUGCUUCUCCUCGACCACGUCGCUGAUGCCAAUCGACAACCCCGACCUGAUCAGGGACACUCGGCGAGGAUCGGCCGAGGACAUCACGCCGUACGGCGGGGCAGAUUACAGCCGCAUGGAAGUGGUCGACGACGCCAAGAUCCUUUACUCAAGUUGUCUGUGGGACGCGAGGGAUGCGUGCAGGACAUCAGUGUCGGUCAGCACCUACCCCUCGAAGGAGGCUCUGGCGGUGGUCGCGCCUAUGGUCGAGCAGUUUCCACCGGGCGCGAAGCAGAUACGGGUCUGGCAGAAGGGAAUGCCAGUUUUGCCGCCGGUCUCCGCGUUGAAGCGUGUGCUUGGUUCGACGCGCAGCUCUCCCGACGAGGGCUACCAGGAAGGGACUGGGACGGAUGUCUAGGUACCGCUGCUUCAUUACUGCGACGCCCGGCACCGUUACCUGGAGCUACGUAGACGCCACCAGGAAGACACUGACUGUUGAACACGACGACUCUUUUGUUUCUUUCGUCCUGUGCCGGACGAGCGGUAGUGAACGACACCGAUCAUUUACGGACCUCGAACGAAUCCGUGGCCGAACGGAUACAGACGUUUACUCGUCACGUGCGUCGCGUAUACAUAAACAUAUAUAUUCGUAUAUUAUACGAAGGACGUUUCGCCUAACCUUCUUGUCCGGAUUAUUUCUGCUGUUGUUGGAAUUCCGUGGGAAUGAUUUUUCUACGGGACUCGUAUGGUUUUGUGCUGGCGUCCACGAGGAAUAGGCGUUUGUUCUGUUGGCCAGGCUCGUCGGAAUCAGAUGACAAUAAUCAGAACAGAGUACUUUUUAACGGGUUCGAGAAUAUUUCGGUCUGUAUGGGCUAGUGUACGGAGGAAUCAUGUCUUUAUUGAUUUCGAUGAACGUUUUGGUACGUUUACCAAGUGAGCACUGAUUGAACGAGGAGUAAGUAGCUGGCUGUAUUUUAGUUGUCUGUAGACGAUGCCCUCUUUAAUGGAUGGUUCUUCGAGGUUUAUUUCGGUGCCAUUGUUCGGCCUUCAACUCUCGAGCAUCCUUUGCUUGUUUAUUGAUGCAUUUCUAUUUCUAUACGCCAGAAGGCUUCUUCUUAGUCGCUAUAACGAAAGAAAGGUGAACAUUUCGCGUGGUAUUAUCAACGAUCAUUCAACCAUUUAACCCCUUGUUAUACAAUGACGAGUGAGACUCGCGAUAGAGAUUUCGGGAGUAGUUUAACCCUUAAUAUAACGUGCAUUAUGGAUCUUAUAUGAUUAAUUAUCGAUCGUGAAAUACUUGUUUCUCUUUUUACACGAAUAACAGAUUGACAGAAGAAAUUAAGAGACGUGGAAUCCAUGAAGAUUUAUUAUUUUUUCUUUUUCGAAAUGAAAGUUUAGGUUCGAAGUUUCGCUGUAGAAAUGAAUUGUUAAGGUGCUGAACAUGUUUAGAGUGCAAAGGGUUAAUAAACAUCAAUGGUGUCCAAUGCACAUGGAUCAAAGCAAACAACUAUUUUGUUACUAUAGAUAAUCUCGAAAGAAAAUUUCUACUUGAAGUGGCGUGAAAAUAUCUUUACGUUUCUUCUAAACUGCUGAUAGUAACAUUUUGCACGAGCGUAGCAAAAAUAAGGAACGUUCGAUUCUCUUGGACUCGCCGAGACACUUAGCAGUCAAUGUAAGUGCCAAGUUUGACAAUAUCUCUGAAAUUGUCUCUUUUCAUAUUGAAUUUCAUAUUUUACAAUAAAUUCAAAUAAUUUAACAUAUAAAAUUGUUAGAAAAAAAUUAAAUAUAUUAUUCUUAUAAAAAAUUUAGUUAAUUUAUUAAAUUUUAAUACAUUCAAAUUAUUAAAUAAAUAAACAGUAUAAAACCCAGAAAUAUGUCCGAAAUUGUAUAUCAACAAUAAUGUGACAUCAGAAUACGUGUAUUUCACAUGAAUAUUUAAUCAAAUAUUUCACAAAUGAAGGAUGCUUAAAAAUCGAAGGGACUGAGUAAACAUCACUUUAUUUUAGCAUUGAAAAGGAAAUACAACAUGUUUGUUUAUGCAGUGAAUCAAUUGAAUUGUAAAGAAAAACGAAUUUCCGAGCUGGUGAUUUAAAAUUCAGACAAAAUGAGCCAAGUAUCCUUAAUCCCUUGACCUUUUCAACUGAAAAAUAAAUUUCGAUUGAAAAAAGAAAGAAGUUCGAUGCGUAUUCUAUGUCUACGUUUGUCUUACAAUAUAAUCAUUGAUAACAGAAGAAUAAUAUUCAAUUUGAAUUCAAAGGAAUCGAGUAAUAUUUACGUUUGUUAAAUUCUAUUUAAAAUAUUCUAGGGUAUCGCACGUUAUUUUAAAGCAAGGGGUUAAACUUUUCUUCCACUUUCAUUUCAAACACCGCGGUACACGCGUCUAUAAUUGUUUUAACCCUUUGAACUCAGAAGCUUUUCACUGGAAACUUUCGACACAUUCCAAUGAGACACAGGCGACAUUAUUUGAAACGAAAUAAUGGGAAAACAUCCGUAAAUUAAGAAAGAAAGUUAUUUUAUAUGAACUUAAUAUUAUAUGUAACAUUUAGUAAUUUCACCUCCCGAGUGCAAAAGGUUAACCCCUUGCCUUAUAAUUUGCCUUAUAAUUUACUUCUCGACUGUGCUCGAUAGAACAACUAUGUCGUAAACAAUUUAGCAGAAAAUUAAACGAAUUUUAUACUUUAUGUCUACAUUUACUCUAAAUGUUAGAAAUCAAUAACAGACAAGUAAUACUUAAUUUAUGUUAGAAAUUAGUAACAUUUAGAUUUGUCGAAUUCGCUUUGAAAUUUUCAUCGCGAGUCUAACAUAUUAUAAGGCAAGGAGUUAAUUCGUAUAAAAGAAACUUUGCACAAUAUACAUGAUUUUUGAACAUUCAUCAAACAUUUCGAAGUUUUUAUUUAGAACUGAAAAAAAAUAUCAACGAGUUCAUGAAGAGAUAAGGAGGUUAUCGUGUACAGACAAAUAAAAUGAAAUAUGCCACCGAUCGAGCGACAUCCCCUAUUGCAACAAUUAUUUGCACCUAUAUCUCAAUUAUGGGACUCCGACAAAACGAAAGGCGAACUUGGCCAGUGCACUAAUUUAUUUUGAUAUACGGCUCGAAAUAUAUCAACCGCGUAUUUGUAACUUGUUCCAAUUGAAAUAUGUGCACGGAAUGCUAUCGGGCGAAAUUUAUUUACAAGUUUCUGCGACACAAAAACCAACGUAGUCGCGGCAUGCAUUUCCGGGAAAAUUGAUCCGAACGGUUUGCAAGGAAUCAAAGGAACAACGUUCAGUUUCGCGUCCAGUUAAUCCGCCAACAGAAUCGAGUUCUCUGCCACCGUGGAACCACGCGAUUUCCGUGGGACAGAUUUUUCGGGAAUUUCAGCAGUAGCAGUAACACUUUAGGUGAUAAAGUUGGGCGAAGCACCCUGUGUAAUAUAUCUAAUUAUACAUAUAUAAUUAUAUGUGUAUAUUAUUCUAUAUACACAGGGCGAUCGAAUGGUUCGGGAUUUCAAGGGUAGACAGUGGCCCGACGAGUGCAGGAGGAACGUUUGAAUAAACUUGUGUCGAAGUAUCAAUAUCUUCGAGGGUGUGAAGAAUUUUUCGUUUCGCUAAAGCGAGUGGUUUGUGCAGAGUUGUCAUGGUUGAAAAUGUUAGAUUGUUUUAUCCUUGCUUGUUUCUGUGAUCCCUGGAGAUUUUGUCCUUUCAUUUCCACGUGUGUUUCACAUCUUCGUACCGAAGAAUUGCGUGUUGUUUCAACGAUUUCCGGGAGUAUUUGAAAUCUCUUGUACACGUUUUCUUCCUUGAAAUGUAAUUCGUCUGUGAUAUCGAUUUUGAAAGAGUGCGGAAGUUUUUUUUCUGCCGGGCUUGGAGUAGUUUGACAGUUUGACAGUUUGACAGUUUGACUGCCACGUCAUUCGACUGCGGGUUGUUUUAUAUAAAUUAUUGAUUAUUAUUUAUGUACAUUUUUACAUAAAUUAGUGAUCAUUAUUUGUAUAAAUUUUUGCAUACAUUAUUGAUUAUUAUUUA